This is a messenger RNA of Pediculus humanus corporis (human body louse), 2037 nucleotides long. Its product is annotated as Sex-determining protein fem-1, putative. The transcript is spliced from 8 exons. NCBI's taxonomy places the organism in Eukaryota, Metazoa, Arthropoda, Insecta, Psocodea, Pediculidae. The record is from RefSeq and is a predicted model, not a curated record. The coding region runs from base 1 to 2037 and encodes 678 amino acids. Gene Ontology annotation, molecular function: protein binding.
AUGGAAUCUUCAGGGUUUUUUUUUUACUACGUUCAAGGUCUACCGCUCCGAAAUAGGAUUUACGGUACAGGAAGAACCGACCCAUCAUCUAUUUAUGGAUGGGCAACAUCUCAUGGUGUGUCGUCUGUGAAUUUUCACAUACGGCGAAGGACGGAAAAUGGCAUUUGUUGUUUGUUACCGGGAUUUUUUGUUUUUUUAGAACACCGGGAAGAGAUCGAGGUGGCUAUGCUGGUCACGGCUAAAACGCACGGAGCAACUCCGUUGGUUGUAGCUUGUAGAAACGGUCAUUAUUACGUCGCUGAAUAUCUCAUCCAAAGAUGCAACGCAAACAUUGAACAACCAGGAUCAGUGGUUUUUGAUGGCGAGACCAUAGAAGGAGCUCCUCCUCUAUGGUGCGCCGCCGCUGCCGGAUGCCUGGACGUCGUUAAACUUCUCGUCAAACACGGAGCAUGCGUCAAUAGCGUAACCAAAACGAAUUCCACGCCGUUAAGAGCAGCUUGCUUCGAUGGUCGUUUCGAAGUUGUUAAAUUUCUCGUCGAUAACGGUGCAGACAUCGAAAUAGCAAACAAACACGGUCACACAUGUCUAAUGAUAGCAUGCUACAAAAAGCAUUUCAAGAUUGCCAAAUAUCUCCUCUCGAUCGGAGCGGACGUUAACCGGAAAAGUUCAAAGGGUAACACAGCACUUCAUGACUGCGCGGAAUCCGGUAGUUUGGAAAUUCUUCAGUUGCUUAUAAGUUACGGAGCGAAAAUGGACGUCGAUUCGUACGGAAUGACGCCUCUUUUGGCCGCGAGCGUAGCCGGUCACAGACACAUCGUAGAAGCUCUCAUUAAACUUCCCAAUUUGAUAUCACGUACGGAACGACUGGACGCGUUAGAAUUGCUAGGAGCGACUUAUAUCGAUAAGGAAAGAAACAUGAACGCAGCGCUAGAGCUAUGGAGGCGAGCCAUGCACGAUAGACUACAUAGUUCAAAUAACAAAUUACCCAAACCUCCACAAAAGCGAACGGUGGGAGCGUACGAUCACGUGAGAGAAAUAAACGACAUGGAGAGUUUAGAAGACUUAUUAGCGGAUCCGGACGAAAUGAGAAUGCAAGCCUUAGUAAUUCGCGAACGCAUAUUGGGCCCGGCUCAUCCUGAUACAAGUUAUUACAUAAGGUAUAGGGGAGCCAUUUAUGCGGACGCUGGAAAGUUUAACAGAUGCAUCGAUCUUUGGAAUUACGCUUUAGACAUGCAGCAAAACAUGAUGGAACCGUUAAAUCUAAUGACUCAAAGCUCUCUCUUUUCUUUCACCGAACUAUUCUCGUACAUGUUGAGCGAAAAAAAUCGGGUGAGCACGAGGAGCAGGAGGAUUCCACCGGUUAGCUUUACGGACGUGGCCACGGUUUACAUAAAAGCGAUAAACGAAGUGAAAGUAGCCGUUCAACUACUCGAAAAGAUACCCAAAUACGACGGAGAUUUAACUUGUUUGCAUAGGGUCAUUGUUAUUUCCCUGCACUUGGGUUGUUUGCUCACGAAAGUCAUGCCCGUCGCGACGCCCGAAGAAGAAGAAUUGAAAGAAACCGUUUAUAAAAGCACAUAUCAACUCGUACAGUUGGGAGUCACCGGAAAACACGGGAGAAGCGUUUUACACUUGGCCUGUUCGAGAGAUUCCGGAUUGGUUCCCAGCAAAUACGCAGGUUGUCAAUUUCCAUCCGCUCUAUUAGCUCAGCUACUGUUAAAAGUUGGAGCGGAUCCGAAAGCGAAAGAUCACGACGGUAACACUCCGUUGCAUUUGGCAGCAUCCGCGGAUUUCGUCGAUCCCGUACUAAUCACGACGCUUUUAGAAAACGGAGCUCACAUAGAUUCCGUUAAUUCGGAUAAGAAAACGAUGGAAUCCAUAUUGCGAGGACGACUUCAUCCGACGAUAAUAAAUCCGAUCAAAUACAAGAGCCUCGCUUGUUUGGCUGCAAACACUCUCGCGAAAAACACGAAAAGAGAAUAUUACGUCGACCAGAUACCAAAAAGUUUAAUUCCAUUCGUCGAAGAUCACUGUUGA